This is a messenger RNA of Panthera uncia (snow leopard), 1383 nucleotides long. It is a transcript of the gene EFNA1, whose product is annotated as ephrin A1. Bases 135 to 752 code for a protein of 205 amino acids. The record is from RefSeq and is a predicted model, not a curated record. Lineage: Eukaryota; Metazoa; Chordata; Mammalia; Carnivora; Felidae. The transcript is spliced from 5 exons. Gene Ontology annotation, biological process: axon guidance; ephrin receptor signaling pathway. Gene Ontology annotation, molecular function: ephrin receptor binding. Gene Ontology annotation, cellular component: plasma membrane.
GGCCCAAAAGGCGGAGUCGCCGGGCGGAGGGGCCAGAGCUGUGCGCGGUGCCGACUGCGCCGCCGAGACAGCCCGCGGGAACCCGGACCCCGAGGAGCCCCUCGUCCUCGCCCGGCCUGGCCAGGCCCCCCGCUAUGGAGUUCCUCUGGGCCCCGCUCUUGGGCCUGUGCUGCAGUCUGGCCGCUGCUGACCGCCACACCGUCUUCUGGAACAGUUCAAACCCCAAGUUCCGGAGCGAGGACUACACAGUACACGUCCGGCUCAAUGACUACCUGGACAUCAUCUGCCCGCAUUACGAGGACGACACUGUGGCGGCUGCCGCCAUGGAGCGGUACACCCUGUAUCUGGUGGAGCGUGAGCAGUACCAGCUGUGCCAACCCCAGUCCAGGGACCAGGUCCGCUGGCAGUGCAACCAGCCGAGCGCCAGGCACGGCCCGGAGAAGCUGUCGGAGAAGUUCCAGCGCUUCACGCCCUUCACCCUGGGCAAGGAGUUCAAAGAGGGACACAGCUACUACUACAUCUCCAAACCCAUCCACCACCAGGAAGACCAGUGCUUGAGGUUGAAGGUGAUCGUCAGUGGCAAAAUCACUCCCAGUCCUCAGGCCCAUGUCAACCCACAGGAGAAGAGACUUCCAGCAGAUGACCCAGAGGUACAGGUCCUACACAGCAUCGGGCACAGCGCUGCUCCCCGCCUCUUCCCACUUGCCUGGGCUGUGCUGCUUCUGCCGCUCCUGCUGCUGCAAACCCCAUGAAGACAUAGGCCACACCUGGCCUGAGGAUUUAGAACUGGGCCGAGGAGGCAGGAUGGGCACCCUCACCUGUUCGGGGACCCCUCCCACGGCCCCAGUCCUCCUGGGAACCAUUCCCACCACAUGCACAAGCUGCCAUCCAGCAGCCUCAAAACGGGUAUCAAGAGUUUCAACCCAAAGGGGGUCGGCAAGCCUGGUAGUGCCAUCACUGCCUCCACCUCGAGGGAUGGACAGGGGAGUGGGGAUAGGCCUUCCCCCACCAUUUCUGCCCUCAAGCCAAAGGAACAAGCUGUGCAAGAUGUGGCCUCUUGAGAAGGCCGAGCUGGAGGGAGCCUGCGGUCAUACAGAUGGACACUGAGCUUGGCAAAGAUGCCCCUCCAGAGAGAGCCAGGAUGCCCAGAGGCACUGGCUGCAGGAGGAGUGUGAGACAGUUUCAUGCCUGGGAACCAGAGAUGGGAGAGGCAGCGCGCUUGGGCUGAUCCAGCACCUCCCCAAGACUUCCGGAAGUCUUUGGAGCUGCCGGGGAGAGGGCUGCAGCCAGGCACUGCGCCCCGUCCUCUCCCAUCUGAGGGUAGCACUCCGCAGAGCUGUGCCAGCAGGGGGGCUGUGCCAACCUGUGUCUAGAGUUUAGGUG